Bursaphelenchus xylophilus (pine wood nematode) is the source of this 222-nucleotide messenger RNA. NCBI's taxonomy places the organism in Eukaryota, Metazoa, Nematoda, Chromadorea, Rhabditida, Aphelenchoididae. The record is from the annotation of a GenBank genome assembly.
AUGACUGACACCGGAUCCACUGUCAUCUCCGCGCCCCGCGCUGAUUUCGAGAAAAUAAUGAAGAAGAUCAAAGCCACACCAUAUAAGUCUGCCUAUAUGACAUCCUGCAGCGCCGAAUUUACGUUGCAUUUCAAAAUUGCCGGAAAGGAGUUCCACAUCCCGUCGUAUCAAGUCUUACCCAUUGAACUCCAAUUGCCAAGUUAUGAUUUCGGCAAGCAAUGA